AACCGAUUUACUAAAGGCGUUGCCAACAUACACUUGGAAAAUGGACCCAUUUAACGAAGUUAGAGACGAUGCAUGGAAAGCUAUAGCUGUUUUAGAAGAAAUAAUAGGUCAACGAAGAUCCCAACCAGCCUCAGCUGACGUUUCUGCACUCUCGCAAGAUUUCGAUAACAACUACCAAGAACUUCUAGAAAUAUAUGAAGAUUUACAGCAGGCUAUAGCUAUAAGUGAGUCACAACCACAGCGAUUCAAUCUCUCACCACAAGAGCUUCUGAAGAGGAAACAUAUCCUUGUUGAUCUAGACCGAAGAGCUAGUGAGUUGAAAUCACAGUGGGAUAAUGUCAAUUCCAAGUUACGAGCUGUGACUACCAUGUCCAACAGAAUAAGUCAAGAUGGUAAUAUGAUCUCUGAGAAUCCCUUUGCUGACGCUGCUGGUGAAGGGUCAGGAAUGACACAUUUCCAAGAACAACAAAUGAUCCAAGAACAAGACUUACAAUUGGACAGCAUUCAUGUGACAAUGCAGAACUUAAAUCAACAAGCUCAAAUAAUGGGGAAUGAAUUAGAAGACCAAGGAUUUAUGUUAGAUGAUUUAGAUUAUGAAAUAGACAAUGUUGACAAUAAGUUGCAACGAGGUAUGAAAAGAAUCAACAUCUUCUUAGAAAGAAAUAAAGAAACUGCCAGUAAUUGGUGCAUAGGAAUCUUAGUAGUGGUACUAUGUGUAUUAUUGGUGAUUUUGAUCAUAGCAUAAUUAUUUAGAGUAAUAGAAAAUCUACAAUAUUACCAAAUACUCAUAUUCUUAUAGGUGCUAUGUAAGAUCUUACCAAAUACAAUUAAACCCUGGAAGUUGAUGAUUGAGAAUUCUAUCCUGGUAAUCCAUUAAUCCUUGAUAAGACAUUCAAGUGAAAUACUUUUGUUCUGCUGUCUUGUAUGGGGAACGGUAAUGAAAUCAUCAUCAACAAAGUUGAAAAUAAUUUCAAACACAAAAUAAACCUUUUCAGGUUCCUUGAAGUUCAGUAUACGCACCUGGUAUUUCUUUAAUAAACUUAUAUGACUUUUGAUAAAGGACAAAUUAGGCCAGGGAUAGUCGAGAUCAAUUUUGUUUUCUGGAUAAUACUAAAAUUAUUAAGUAGUAGAAUUCUAUAAGAUCAACAUAGUAUUCAAGCAGCUUGAUCUGAUACAUCAACAAGUAGAGAACUGCUUGGGUAUUGAUAGGUUUCUUUGGGUCAAUCUUUUCCAUGUUGGCUUUUGAUUAGGUUUGUAGAUACAUUUUAUAGAGUUGAGGGUUGUCAAAUUUAAGAGU
Messenger RNA from Spathaspora passalidarum NRRL Y-27907, 1297 nucleotides. RefSeq lists its product as uncharacterized. The record is from RefSeq and is a predicted model, not a curated record. Gene Ontology annotation, cellular component: endomembrane system; SNARE complex; membrane. Gene Ontology annotation, molecular function: SNARE binding; SNAP receptor activity. Gene Ontology annotation, biological process: intracellular protein transport; vesicle fusion; Golgi to vacuole transport. Lineage: Eukaryota; Fungi; Ascomycota; Pichiomycetes; Serinales; Debaryomycetaceae. Bases 41 to 745 code for a protein of 234 amino acids. The transcript has a single exon.